Messenger RNA from Trichogramma pretiosum, 3251 nucleotides. RefSeq names its product alpha-1,3-mannosyl-glycoprotein 2-beta-N-acetylglucosaminyltransferase (gene Mgat1). The record is from RefSeq and is a predicted model, not a curated record. The transcript has 2 exons. Gene Ontology annotation, cellular component: Golgi apparatus. Lineage: Eukaryota; Metazoa; Arthropoda; Insecta; Hymenoptera; Trichogrammatidae. Gene Ontology annotation, molecular function: alpha-1,3-mannosylglycoprotein 2-beta-N-acetylglucosaminyltransferase activity. Gene Ontology annotation, biological process: protein N-linked glycosylation. Bases 616 to 2058 code for a protein of 480 amino acids.
GAGAGAGAGCCUGCGCGACUCCGACUCUUCGCUAACGGUGCAGUGUAUGCUUAAUGUAUACACACGCCGAAACUGCUAUUGUGUGUUACGUCCAUGUGUGUACAUAGUCGAGAGACACGGGAAAAAGUCUUGGGCUGCUGCUGCUGCUGUGCCGUGCGCGUGUGUAAGUGUUGCUGCCGUAUCCGCGCCCAUCUCUCUACCUCGUCGUCGUCGUACAGUCCCCGUGUACGUGUUUAUUAGUACGACUGUUUAGUAUAUACGAGAGAGAGAGAGCGAAUAUUUGGCAAAAAUUAUUUACCUCUCUCUCUCUCUCUCUUGCGCGCGCGUGCACAGACGGACAGACAGGCAGACAGUGCAGUGUGUGUACACAUAUUAUAUAGAGUAUAAUAACCCCGCGAGGCGCCGAGUUAGGCAUCGUCGUUGGUCGUGAUUGACCGAAGAUAAGAGGAGCACAGCACAAGGGCCAGCCAAGGGGAAAACUCGUGGGGACUCACACACACUCUCUCUCUCUCUCUCGCCCCGCAAGAUCCAUAUUGACGACGAGAAAUAACGUUUUUAAUUAUAGAAGGUCGGCUCGUUGAUGCUAUAUAUACAGUACACGGUGUGCUACUCUAAAUGUCAAUCUCCAUGAAGAACAAGUACAACCUGUGCGUGUUCGCGUCGCUCGUACUGUGGGCGGUGGUCACGUACUUUCUGCUGCUGAAUCCGCCGCCGAACAUCGACAAGAAGAAGCACAAACAGACGCAGAGGCAGCAGCUGCGCGAGCUCCAGGCCGAAAUGCGCGACCUGAUCGAGAGCAACAAUCAGUUCAUCAAUCGGCUGCGACUCGAGCAGCUCCAGGCCUACGUCAACCGGACCAAACAGCUCGGCUCGUUGGGCCUUCCACUCGAUCAACAACAGCAACAUCAGCAGCAGCAGCAGCAGCAGCAGCAGCAUCAACAGGACGUCAAUCGCAGCCACAACAACGCCACGGACACGAAGAUGUUCAAGCAGCUGAGCACUCGGCGGAGGCUGAGCAACGGCCAGCCGGUGAUAGCCGUGCUGGUCCUGUCAUGCAAUCGGGUGACGGUGCGGCGCUGCAUCGAUCAGCUGCUCAAGUAUCGCAGCAGCGCCGAGCAGUUCCCGAUCGUCGUGUCGCAGGACUGCGGCCACCAGCAGACGAGCGACGUGAUCGAGAGGUACGGCGACCGGAUCUUCCACAUCAAGCAGCCCGACCAGAGCGACAUCGACGUGCCGCCGCGCGAGAAGAAGUUCAAGGGCUACUUCAAGAUCGCGCGACACUACGGCUGGGCCUUGAACGAGAUCUUCUUUCGCUUCAACUUCGACACGGCCAUCGUCGUGGAGGACGAUCUCGACGUGGCGCCGGACUUUUACGAGUACUUUUUAGGCACCCAUCCGAUCCUGGAGGCCGACCCGAGCCUGUGGUGCGUCUCGGCCUGGAACGACAACGGCAAGCCCGAGCUCAUCGACGAGCGCGGCCCCCACCGGCUCUACCGCACGGACUUCUUCCCGGGCCUCGGCUGGAUGCUGACUCGACGGCUCUGGGAGGAGCUGGCGCCCAAGUGGCCCAAGGCCUACUGGGACGACUGGAUACGCCAGCCGGAGCAGCGCAAGGAUCGCGCCUGCAUCAGGCCCGAGCUGCCGCGCACCAAGACCUUCGGCAAGAUCGGCGUGAGCAACGGCAUGUUCUACGAGAAGCAUCUCCGGUUCAUCAAGCUCAACGAGCAGUUCGUGCCCUUCACCAAGAUGAAUCUGAGCUAUUUGUUGCGGGACAUCUACGACGUGGACUUCGUCGAUCAGGUCUAUCGGGCGCCGAUAGUCUCGCUGGCCGACCUCAAGAGCAACGACCCGCGCAAGGAGCUGCCCGCCAACGAGGUCCGUGUGCCGUACUACUCGCGCCAGCAGUACCGCACGCAGGCCAAGAUGCUCGGCCUCAUGGACGACUUCAAGAGCGGCGUGCCGCGCACCGGCUAUCGCGGCAUCGUCAGCUUUCAUUAUCGCGGCUACAGGGUGCACCUGGCACCUGGCUCCAGCUGGACUGGAUAUGAUAUAUCCUGAAGAUAAAAAUUUUAUGGCCAACGAAAAGGCGAAACAACAACAAAACAACAACAAAAACAACAAAACGUACAUUGUAUAGGUAAAUUACGCACACUCGUAUAUUAUAUAGAUAUUAUAAGCAUAGAUAGACAAAAGUUUCACCGCUUGAAACUUUAUACAGAUGUGGUAUAUUAUAUAUUGUAAUUCUGAUAAAUGGGAGCUGUUAUAUGCCUUCGAGAGAGCCAAAGAUGUGUUAGGCCUUACGCGUACAUAGGUAGCAUUAUUAUUGUAUUAGUACCGUAGAGUACAAAAGAGCGAACCAUAACGCGUCGAUUGUAAGUUUGCUUUUCGUCUCUUUCGUUCGUACUUGUUCGUUUUUUUUUUCGUCUUCGAUGAUAAUCGAGAGAGAAAGAGGGAUAGAUACUAGAUCGAUUUUUAGUCCAAAAAUAAUGGAAUUGAAGCUAUCGCGUGUUUAUGCGUGUUUCACUUGUGUCGUCGAGCUAAAGAUAUACAAUUUUCUAAUGUCAAAAACGUUAUAGGUAUUCAUUGUAAAUAUAUUUUAGGGCGAUGAUUGUACAUGUUAUUGAUAUGCGAUAUCCUUUAGUAACUAUUGUUGACAAUAUUUUUAGCGAUUAAUCACAAAACGAUAGAGAUACCGCUUAGGAACGGUAUACGAUUGAGUUUUUCUCUAUUCACAAUGUGUUUUUGAGUUUUAAAAUUAAUUUUUAAGUAUCCAAUAUUGAUAUAGAUAUAAUAAAUCGGAGUCAGUUCAAACGAGAAAGAAAAAUUGCUUUGUCAAGCAAAACACAAAAUCGAAGGAACAUCCUUAGAACUAAAAUUCCUAAUAGUAAGACUGACUCAGUGCCUCUGACAAUAGCAUGUGAUACAAAAGGCUGUGUAUACUACUAUUUAAUAUCUAAUCGCUUUGACUCUAAUUAUUGUUGUAAAAAAAAAGUGAAGCGACUAACUGUGCGCAAAUUUCCGUACCGUAUCGAUGUCUACCAUUUAAAUCGAAUAAUCAUUUUAAAGUUAUAUGAAGUUAACGAAAUGAUUAUGAUUUUUUUAUCUUUAAAGUGUGUUAUAAUCGACUGUCUUGCCGUUUAAAUUAUAGAAUUGUAGUAAAAAUCAAAUUUACUUGCAAAGUAUUAAGUUGGCAGCUUACCAAAUUUGAAUAUUUUUUACUUCGACAAUUGUAUAUUGUAUAAAGAAAAAAA